This is a messenger RNA of Plectropomus leopardus (leopard coralgrouper), 3082 nucleotides long. It is a transcript of the gene tagapb, whose product is annotated as T cell activation RhoGTPase activating protein b. The record is from RefSeq and is a predicted model, not a curated record. Gene Ontology annotation, molecular function: GTPase activator activity. Gene Ontology annotation, biological process: regulation of Rho protein signal transduction; signal transduction. NCBI's taxonomy places the organism in Eukaryota, Metazoa, Chordata, Actinopteri, Perciformes, Serranidae.
GAGUAAGCCUCAAGGACAUCUGGCUUUAUGGUUUUGAAGAUGAACCGGAGGACGAAGAAGGAAUGAUGGGGGAUAUUGACCUCAGAGUGGCCCUCAUCUUAGCCUGGGAUUUCUCUUUUUGUUUGGUGUGUUUUUGCUCGCCUGAGGUGAAAGAACGCUGGUUAGAUACUCUACACAGAAACAUUAAAGACGCAAAAGCGAGAGCGGGCUGUGCUUCAUCCCCUCCAGACGUCCUCAUGAAGGUUUUGAGUGGCAGUGUCACAACGAAAACUCUAACUGGAGGUGGCAUGGAACAAUUAAUUGAGUUUCCACUUGAGGGCGAUACAAAGAUCUCUGCUGUGUCAAAGCAGUUGAAUAACCAGGAGGAAAAGCUGACGUCGCAGCCCAUUGACACCAAGUGGAACCUGGUGCGGAGGCUCCGAAAGGGCUCAAGUUUCAUCAACAAAGCAUGCCGAUCAGAAACCGACACGAAGACUCAGCUGUUUGGACAGCCCCUCUGCAAAAUAUGCCCAGACAACUGCUCACUUCCCAAACCAGUCACAGAGGUGCUGGUGUUGCUAAGGAAAAGAGGGCCGUCCACAGAGGGAGUGUUUCGGAAACCGUGCAACAAAAAGAAUAUGCGGGACAUCAGGGAGCAACUCAACAGCGGCCUGGAGGUGGACCUAGAGGGUCAGCCGGUCGUUCUGCUCGUCGGGCUCCUCAAAAGUUUUCUGAAGGAACUUCCUGGCAGCCUGCUGGUGUCUGAACUUUAUAACAACUGGAUGACGGCUCUGGACAAUGAAGACGCCCAGCAGAGGGCCCUGGAAGUCAGAAAGGUGUCAGACGACCUCCCAGGGCCCAAUAAGCUCCUCCUGCAGCACCUACUCUGCGUCCUCCAUCACAUCCUUGAGAGUGCUGAUACAAACAUGAUGGACGCCUACAACCUGGCAGUGUGCAUCGCCCCCACGCUGCUGCAGCUGGACGACACCCCGCUGGAACAGCAGCAGGAAAAGACGAAGAAGGUCACAGAGCUAACUCAGUUCCUGAUCGAGCAUUGUGAAAUACUUGGAGAAAAUAUUCCAAAUCUGUUGGACACUGAUGCAGACUCUCUGUCCUCUCAGCAUCAUGACUCUGCGUACGACAGCACCGACCCAGAUGGAGAUGCAGAGACAGGAGAGAGCACCAGCUUCACACAUGGAGAGACGGGCUCGUCUUCCUCUCUCAGUCCCAGCUUUGCAGCCUCCUCUUGGCCAGCUGAUGGCAUGUUCAACACAAAGCCACCAUUCAACCGCCGCUGCUCUGAGCCCAUCAUCCUCCUCUCACCUGAUCUUGAGAGCGUGUGCAGCCACUCCAGAAGCCACGACGACUGCUCGGUGGAGAGGAGGGACUUUGAGGAGCAGCCUCUGAAAAAGCAGAUCUCAGAUGACUCUUUCUUGUGCAAAGGACGAGAUGGAGCGAUGCCAUUGUUGUCUUUUCCAAAACUGAGCAGCAGCUCCAACAUGGAUCCACUGCCUUACAUGUCAGCUAACUGCUCAUGCUCCUCCCUGGAGAGCGCUGCCUCUAAUCAGUCAGAGGGCUCUGUGUUUACCAGCUCCCCUGUGGGGUCGCCAGCCUGCUCCAGGAGAGCAAACACCACCAUUCAGCCUUCGAUUGCUGCAAAGGCGCAGCAGGACGUUGCAAAACAGAUUACAGAGGAGAAAAGGCGCUCACAGUCCAUGAGAGUUGCCAGUAAAGUCCUAAUGAGGACCAGAAGCUUAGGGGCCUUCAGCAGGAGCAGCAUGAAGAAAGACUCUCAGAAGGAAAACGCCUUCUCCUGUGAAACUCUCCAGGAGGACUCUCAGAGUGAAGCAGAUCCACCAGCUGAGCUCCUGCACAAACCGCGCCCUCUUUCGGCCAUCGAAGUGUUCAAGCAGGUGGACAGCAAGAUGCCCUGCAAGCCUCCUUCAUACGAGCAGGCGGUUCAGAGCGCAGGCCUUCCUCCACAGUAUGGAUCGAUGACUGUACAUGACGUCAUCAAGCUGGAGAGAAGGUCCCGUCCAGCCUCUGUAAACUAUGAAUUCCCCUCUACAUGUGCUGUCAAUCAGUACACAGACUGUUUUUCUCAAGGGGCCAAUGUUGUUGAGCAGCGGCUGCCUUUCCGCCAGAGAGCCAUGUCGGAGUCUGUGUCUGCGGGUCAUCAUGAGGUUGUGUCACGGAGAUGUAGCCAGCCCAUGUUUGAGGAAUUUUCUUACGCCAAGGAAUCUUAUGUUUGACUCUUGAACUGUUUCAAAUCGGAUUUUAGAUAUACACACCUUUAUCUGAGCUAAAUAUCAGUGGGCAAAGUGGAAGAGCCAGUUUUCAAAUAGCUAGUUAGCAACACAGCAAGCUUCUUUUGUUCUUUCAUUCAGAGACAUUCAUGGUUGUGAUGAGGGGAGACUUUUAGAGAAGUUUAUAUGGCUUUAUAUGGCAUUUUCUUUUGACAGCAGGAGUGUUUUGUUACAUAAUAGCAGCCACUUCCUCCCGAACUCCUUCCCUUUUCGCUGCUCUUUGGUUGGUUAGACAGGGAAACUGUGUUUUUGGCACUCGGCCCACUAAGCAGCUCUGUCUUAGCAAGAUGCUUGUAUGUCCAUGAAGUCCAAUCUAUUCAUUUUUCACUGUUUCACUUUGUAUGAAUGUCAGCUAUGUGCGGCCUCUACGGCUGCACGUUCUCAGUAGUACUAUUUAGAGUACAACAUUAAAAGAUAUGUAGUUAUUAUGAUAGAUAUCUAUCACGAUGAAGCUAUAAAAACACAAUGCACUGUGGAUAAAAUAUGCUAUGAGUUUGGAUUUUCUGUGUUUUGUUUGUUUUGUUUUGUUGAGAUAUGUACAGUAUAGCAAGUUGAGCACAUUUUUUUCUUCUGCUUUUUGUAAAUUCUCUUCACCUUGCAUGGUCUCUUUCUUCCACUACAUUCAAGCACUUUUCUGAUGAUAGACUAUGCUUUGUUACAUUUGGAUGCUUAAAUGUAAAUAAGAUUGUAUAAAUAUAGAUGGGUAAUCUUUGUUAAGUUGUCUUCCAGAGUCAUGUAAUUGAAUGGUUUUAAGUAAAUGGAAGGAAAACAACACAAUUAAAGAAAAUAACAAAGUU